Messenger RNA from Fonsecaea erecta, 471 nucleotides. RefSeq lists its product as hypothetical. Lineage: Eukaryota; Fungi; Ascomycota; Eurotiomycetes; Chaetothyriales; Herpotrichiellaceae. The transcript has a single exon. The record is from RefSeq and is a predicted model, not a curated record. Bases 1 to 471 code for a protein of 156 amino acids.
AUGGCUCCCACCGUUGAAGGCACCGAGCUCACUGAGCAACAGCCCAAGUCAGAAUUCGAUCCCUGCUGCAAUGCCAAAGUGACCUCCCCCUUCUACCUCUACAACCAUGACUCCCCUCGACCGUCCUUUGACGUCAAAAAGCCCGGCAACCCCAUCGAGGUCUCUAUCCAUGACCUCGAGUCUGGCACCUUCAACCUUUCACCGUCCAUCACCCAAGAGAAGAAAGACGCACAGAACUCGGCGGCCAGAGAUAGGUUCAAGUUUUGGAAGCGAGAGAAGCAGUGCAUGACAAAACCGAAGCAGAGAGGAUGCGUGUUGUUUGCCCGGUUGACUCCACGUCAGCGUCUGCUGGUCAAGAUUGUCAUUGGGUUGAUCAUCGUUGGAGCCGCCGUGGGAAUUGCCGUCGGGAUCAGUGUCAAGGUCCACGGGACCGUGUACAAGGGCAACAACACGACUUCGCAGAUUGGUUGA